AUGAUCGCCGGAGUACAGAGCGUCAUGCCGGUGGAAGUGACGCAGCACCGGAAAGUCCGUUACAUAUCCGUCGGAGAUCCCGUCGGAGUAGGAAUAUUCCGGCGAACACUAAACAUAGUUACGUAUUACAAGCAAGAAGGUGAUAGUGGUGAGAGAGGGUGGUUAGUCGCCGGGUGGAUCAAGGAGUCCUUAGGGAGAGCCUUGACGGAGCAGCCGAUGCUCUCCGGUAGGCUGCGGAGGAGGGAGGAUGGUCUGGAGGUGGUGUCCAACGACAGUGGCGUCAGGAUGGUGGAGGCAAUUUUUCCGGCGAGUUUGCCGGAGUUUCUCGAAAUGGUGAAGAGAGACAAAAGCACCGAAGCAGAGACUGUCUUCUGGAGAGACAUUGAUGAAGCUGAUCCUCAGUUCUCUCCAUUGUUCUAUGUUCAGGUGACUAAUUUUGAGAGUGGUGGAUACUCAAUUGGGAUAAGCUGCAGCAUCCUAAUAGCUGAUCUCAUCCUUGGGACAGACUUCUUGACCAAAUGGGCUCAAAUCCAAAGCUCUUUAGCUCAUUCCAAAACAACAUUCAAACCAAUCUUUCACCUCCCUUCUCUCAAGCAAGACCUUGGUGUUUUCCUCACUGACCUCACUAGGUCAGCCUCGGUUCUCGACCGUGGCGAAUCCGUAGUGUCACUAGCCUGCAUGAAAAAAGAAAGUGGCGAUGUUUUCUUGUUCAUCAAGGAACAUGGCUGUGGCGAAACUGAAUGUGAUGAUAUUAAGGUAGAGAUACACUCGAGAGGUGAAGCGAUUAGCGAUUGCGAAUGUACCGAUUUGGAGGAGACAAGUGUCGGAGUUCUCAAUGCAAGUUUAGCGUUUGAGGAAAGAUCUGAAGGUACUUCGUGUUGGGUUGGGUCUGUCUCAAAAGGGCUUGUGUUUCUUGUCCCAUCUACUUUUGGAGGUGCCAAGUCGCUUGUCAAAUUUAUUUUCGCAUUGCCAAAAGAGUAG
Molecule: messenger RNA, 981 nt
Organism: Microthlaspi erraticum
Lineage: Eukaryota; Viridiplantae; Streptophyta; Magnoliopsida; Brassicales; Brassicaceae
Source: the annotation of a GenBank genome assembly